Molecule: messenger RNA, 612 nt
Organism: Aspergillus oryzae RIB40
Lineage: Eukaryota; Fungi; Ascomycota; Eurotiomycetes; Eurotiales; Aspergillaceae
Product: GNAT family N-acetyltransferase
Exons: 2
Coding region: 1-612 (203 amino acids)
Molecular function (GO): acyltransferase activity, transferring groups other than amino-acyl groups
Source: RefSeq, a predicted model, not a curated record
AUGGAGGCACCGACCCCCAUCAUUGAACUGUCCAACUACUUCAUCCGCCCCUUCUACCCAGGCGACGUAGAAGCCAUCUCCAAGGAAGGCAACAACCCCGAAAUCGCCCGUUGGCUACGCAAUCGAUUCCCCGACCCCUACACCAUCGAAGAUGCGAAGGCCUGGAUUUCAAUCGCGAGCUCCAGCUCACCGAUCCUGGACUUCGUGAUUAGCCGGCGGGAGGAUAAUGUCGCCAUCGGAGCGAUUGGGUUAAAAGCUAGGGACGAUGUGUACUAUCGGACGAUGGAGAUCGGGUACUGGCUGGGCCAAGACCACUGGGGAAAGGGGAUUGCUACGGAAGCACUAUCUGCAAUGACUGCUUGGGCCUUUGAGAAUUUUACACAUGUUUUGAGGCUGGAGGCGGAGGUCUAUGAAGGGAACGAUGGCAGUCAAAGAGUGUUGGUGAAGGCGGGGUAUGAGCUGGAGGGAAGAAGAAAGAAAGCCGUUGAGAAAAAUGGCAUUGUGAUGGAUACGCUGAACUUCUACCUGGAGAGUAGAUUCCUGUAUAAACUAGACGGUCUUUCACACGCUUGCAAAUGCGAAACUCUCGCAAACCAUCGAUACAUCACGUGA